This is a messenger RNA of Hermetia illucens (black soldier fly), 929 nucleotides long. Its product is annotated as EF-hand calcium-binding domain-containing protein 1-like. NCBI's taxonomy places the organism in Eukaryota, Metazoa, Arthropoda, Insecta, Diptera, Stratiomyidae. The transcript is spliced from 2 exons. Gene Ontology annotation, molecular function: calcium ion binding. The record is from RefSeq and is a predicted model, not a curated record. Bases 153 to 812 code for a protein of 219 amino acids.
UUCGAGUCAUUCAACUUAUUUAACGGUUGCGAGCACUUCGCCAAGGUGUUAACCUUUGUUUUCAAACGAAAUUUUUAACGUCCUGUUAUUAUUAAGAUAGUGGUCCCUAAAUUGUGAACGAAUCCUUUAAGAGUUCCCAGCAAGAAACAGACAUGAGGUUGGAUUUAACGUUAGACCAGCUCGAAAAUACAGUUUUCUGCGCCAAAUAUCGUAAUUUUAAGAGAAAACUGAUGCGGAAAAUGACCAAAAUGACCAGUUCCGAGAUAGAUUGCGCUCUAAUGCUACAUUAUAAAUUCGUCCUUGCUCAUAAAGAACGACGAAACCAAUAUAUGACUCCCAGUCAACUUGCAGAUUUCUAUCAGAUUUAUUUCCAUAUGCCAAAUUUUAAUUUCGUGCAAGAAGUUAUCAAAUACGUCGAUCCUAGUUCGAAGGGAGCCAUAUCAGCAGAAGGAUUCGUUAGGUUGAUUGAAAUUUGGAUAUACGGGAGCUUCGCGGACAGGAUGAAGUUUUGUUUCGCGGUCUACGACUAUCCAGAGAGUGGGGGCUUUCUCACGAGGUAUAAAGUAGAGAUUCUCUGCCGUAAUAUGGUCCUCGCAGAGUUAGCUGAAGACCAAUAUGACCUUCUUGCUUCAUAUGUUGAUUUUGUUUUUCGGAAAGUGGAUGUUGACCGCGAUGGUUUGAUAUCUUACGAUGACUACGCACAUGUAGUCACAGAAAACCCAAAGCUACUUCAAAUUUUUGGGCCUGUCAUCCCUGAUUUGGAAGAAAUGGGAGCAAUUCUUGGGCAGGCGAAGGCAGAUCCUCUGCCAUAAUUGUAGUAAAUUUUAUCAUAAUUUUCAAAAGUUUAUAUUUAAUACUAAUUUAUUUAUUUAUAUAACUAUUAUAAAUUAAAAACAGGAAUAAAGGACAUUUCUGUUAUUUCACGGAAA